UUUAGAAUGCCAGUUGCAGGCUAUGAAUUAGCAUCUUCUGAGAUCAUCUUUUUUGUUAACUUGAUUGAAAUGACUCAAAAGAUACAAAUUGUGUUAGUACAACUAUAUAAGUAAUCAAUAUCUGAAGUCUCAAUGUGACAUGGACAUUAACAGUGAUGACAGAUAAAUACAGAUGCUUGGGAAUCAACUAGGCGAAACACAUUCUAAAAGUGUAUUGGGCUUUUAAGAAACAAAUCUGCAGGAUCCUGUUGGUCUUAAUACUGGCUUGAAACUCUGCAAAAGGAAUUUAAAGAGGUUCUAGUAUUCUCCAUGGCUGGCGCUGAGAGUCUGAAACCCUGAUGCUUAAGCUCUAUUCUGUAGAUCAUAGCUCCAACUCCAUCAGGAUAUAAGGAAAAGAGAUAAUAUUUCCACAAUGAUAGAUCUUUGGUUGUACAGGUUUCCCAAUGAGUGGAUCAUGAUGACCGUAUUGUAGGGACUUGCCAUAGUAUGGCUGCUUCCCGAUCUACUCGUGUUACAAGAUCAACAGUGGGGUUAAACGGCUUGGAUGAAUCUUUUUGUGGUAGAACUUUAAGGAAUCGUAGCAUUGCUCACCCGGAAGAGAUCUCUUCUCAUUCUCAAGUACGAUCAAGAUCACCAAAGAAGAGACCAGAGCCUGUGCAGAUUCAGAAAGGAAAUAAUAAUAAUGGAAGAACCACUGAUUUAAAACAGCAAAGUACUCGAGAAUCAUGGGUAAGCCCUAGGAAAAGAGGACUUUCUUCUUCAGAAAAGGAUAACAUAGAAAGGCAGGCUCUAGAAAAUUGUGAGAGAAGGCCAACAGAACCUGUAUCACCAGUUUUAAAAAGAAUUAAGCGUUGUCUUAGAUCUGAAGCACCAAACAGUUCAGAAGAAGAUUCACCUGUAAAGUCAGACAAGGAGUCAGUAGAACAGAGGAGGACAGUAGUGGACAAUGAUGCAGAGUUUCAAGGGACUAAACGAGCUUGUCGAUGUCUUAUACUGGAUGAUUGUGAGAAAAGGGAAAUUAAAAAGGUGAAUAUCAGUGAGGAAGGGCCACUUAAUUCUGCAGUAGUUGAAGAAAUCACAGGCUAUUUGGCUGUCAAUGGUGUUGAUGACAGUGAUUCAGCUGUUAUAAACUGUGAUGACUGUCAGCCUGAUGGGAACACUAAACAAAAUAGCACUGGUUCCUAUAUGUUGCAGGAAAAAUCGGUAGCUGGAAAUGGGGAUUCGGAAACCCAAACUUCAAUGUUCCUUGAUAGUAGGAAGGAUGACAGUUAUAUAGACCAUAACGUGCCUUGCACAAAUUCAGAAGUGCAGGUCAAGUUGGAGGACCACAAAACAGUAACUGCCUGCCCGCCUGUGGAACAUGUUAAUCAGCUGACUACUGAGCCAGCUUCAGGCCCUAUUUCUGAAAUUCAGUCAUCUUUAAGGGAUUCUGAGGAGGAAGUAGAUGUGGUGGGAGAUAAUAGUGCCUCAAAAGAGCAGUGUAAUGAAAACACCAGUAACAUCUUGGACACAGCUAUUGAGAGUAUUCCAGUCUCUGGAGAACCAGAACAAUCUUCUGUUCUAGACUGCGUUUCAUCUCCAGUGAUGUCUUUAUCAGAACCUCAGGAGCAUCGCUAUACUCUGAGAACUUCACCACGAAGGGCGGCCCCUACCAGAGGUAGUCCCACUAAAAGCAGUUCUCCUUGCAGAGAAAAUGGACAAUUUGAGGAGAAUAAUCUUAGUUCCAAUGAAACAAAUACAACUGUUAGUGAUAAUGUAAGUGAGUCUCCCACAAAUCCUGAUGAUGUUUCUCAAAAUGAAAAGGUUAUGUGUUGUGGCUCUCAAAACUAUGGAAGUGAAGGACUAAGUAAACCAUCCUCAGAGGCAAGACUCAGUAUUGGACAUUUACCAUCUGCCAAAGAGAGUGCCAAUCAGCACAUUGCAGAAGAGGAAGAUGAUGAUCCUGAUGUUUAUUACUUUGAAUCAGAUCAUGUGGCACUGAAACACAACAAAGA
Castor canadensis (American beaver) is the source of this 1994-nucleotide messenger RNA. Lineage: Eukaryota; Metazoa; Chordata; Mammalia; Rodentia; Castoridae. The record is from RefSeq and is a predicted model, not a curated record.